Molecule: messenger RNA, 4673 nt
Organism: Galleria mellonella (greater wax moth)
Lineage: Eukaryota; Metazoa; Arthropoda; Insecta; Lepidoptera; Pyralidae
Gene: Dnmt1
Product: DNA (cytosine-5)-methyltransferase PliMCI-like
Exons: 8
Coding region: 283-4620 (1445 amino acids)
Cellular component (GO): nucleus
Molecular function (GO): chromatin binding; DNA binding; DNA (cytosine-5-)-methyltransferase activity
Source: RefSeq, a predicted model, not a curated record
AACAAUGACAGUUAUAGCCUACAAAGUUGGAAGUUUCUUGUCCGGUUUGGUCUUUCCCGCCAAUAUUACUUUAGUUUUUAUUUUUUUUAUUUUAUUUUUAUAAUUUCCUUUGUUUAUUUAUAAACAAAAUAGAAAUCUAAUUGGUUUUUAUAUUUUUGAAGUCUUUUGUGAAUUGCGUUGUUUAUUAUUGUAUACCUAAUUAUUCUAAAGAAGAAAUGUUUCGUGUUCACUUUAUUUAAAUCAUUGUUUUGGAGUUCCCAGGGAUUUGUGUUAUAAAUCAACAUGCCUUCUAUUGUUGAGACUGAUGACACUGGUGAAAAGUGUAAUGUUUCUGGUGUCACUGUUUCAUCUAAAGAUGAUAGUUGUGGACCUAAAAAUGAGAAUAGUGCUUAUUCAUCUAAUUUAUCAAUAAUACCGUCUCAACUAUCUCUACAACAGUCUACAUGUAAUGCAAAACAGUUGACUAUUAAAAGUAUGUUCUCAAUGAAGAGGGCUCGAAGUCCAACAGACAAUCAGGAAAAGAGUCCUAAUCAGAAAAAAAUAAGAAGUAAUGUUGAUCAAAAUAAAAAUGAAGUUGAUAUGAUAGAAAAGAAUCCUGGUGCCAUGAUAGUAGCAGAAACUGCAAAACUAUAUUCUAUCAAUGAAUCUAAUGUGGAUAUUGAUAAAGAGACUGGAAAAAGUGAUAGUAUGACACAACAUAUUGAUGAUAAUACUGAUAAAUCUGACACUAGUGGGAAUAAUGUUAAUGAAAUUAAACAAAAUCAAGAUGGACUAUAUCUGAACUCAGAACUAAAAAGUUUCGAUAAUAUUUCAAAUGUGGAAAAAUGUGAUAUUUGUGGGCAAUUUCUAAAUAAUUCUGAUAUUAUCUAUUAUCAAGGACAUCCACAAAAUGCUGUGGAAGAAUUCAUAGCAUUGACAAAUGAUAAAUUAGUUUUAACGUCUGGUGAUGAAGGUGAUAUUAUGGAAAGACCUCAAACUAAUAUAACAGGAUUCUCAAUUUUUGAUGAACAAGGCCAUCUUUGCCCUAUAGAUUGUGGUCUUAUAGAAAAUGAUGUUCGUAUUCAUAUGUCUGGAUAUUUAAAAUCAAUUUGUUCUGAUUCCCCGGAUAUAGAUGAAGAGUCCAUUCCCGUUAAAGAUGUGGGUCCUAUAAUUGAAUGGUUUAUCCAUGGAUUUGAUGGAGGUCAGAAAAAUUGUAUUACAUUAUCUACUGAAUAUGGAGAAUAUAAUUUGUUAAAACCCAGUGAUGAUUACACACCUCUUAUGAAUAAUUUGUAUGAAAAAAUUUGGUUGAGUAAAGUUGUAGUAGAAUACUUAGAGGAGUAUCAUUACUUACAACCAACAUAUGAGGAUUUGUUGGAAGUGCUUAGAGAAGCCACAAUUCCAGAAUUGAAUGAUAAGCAAAUGAGUGAAGAAAUGCUUCACAAGCAUGCACAAUUUGUAUGUGAUCAAGUAGUUAAUUUAGAAACUGAUGAAGAUGAUGAACCUUUAAUAACUUUACCAUGUAUGCGAGAAUUAAUUAAAUUAAUGGGUAUAAAGUUUGGAAAACGCAAAUUUAAAACAAAAAUAGACUAUAAAAAAGUGGAUAAAAAGGCAUGGACUAGAGCCACUACAACGCCAUUAGUAAGAAAGACUUUUGAAAGCUUUUUCACUAACCAACUAGAUAAGACUAACUAUGAAUUAGUCUUAAGAAGAAAAAGAUGUGGCAUUUGUGAAGCUUGCCAACUGCCAGAUUGUGGUGAAUGCAAUGCUUGUAAAGCAAUGGCUAAAUUUGGUGGUCAUGGUCGCACUAAAAAAGCAUGUGUUCGUAGAUUAUGUCCUAAUAUGGCAGUAGAACAAGCUAACGACUCUGAACCCGAUGAUGAUGAAGAGUAUGAAAAAAUGGCUGAAAAGAAACAUCAAGAUAAAAUAGAUGAUAUUGUGCCUGUUAAGUUGACUGGAAAUAAUAGAAAAAUUAAAUGGAUUGGAGAACCCAUUAAAGCAGAUGCAACUAAAAUUUAUUAUGAAAAGGUGGAAAUUGAAGGCUCUGAACUGCAGAUUGGAGACUAUGUUAUGGUAGAGACAUCUCAACCAAAUAUACCUGCUUUGGUCGCAAGAGUUGUGUAUAUGUGGAAAGAAACAGUUAAUCCAAAAUUAGGAUUUUUUCAUGGAGAAAUAUUUAUUAGAUCUUCUGACACAGUUUUAGGUGAAGUAGGCGAUCCUAGAGAAGUAUUUCUAGGAGAUAGAUGUUGUCAUGGAGCUCCACUCUCUUCAAUAUUAAGAAAAGCUUAUGUUGAAAAACAUCAAACAGCUACUGAUUGGUUUAAGCUUGGAGGGAAAGAAAUUGUCGAUGACAAUUUUGAAGAUGAUGGAAAAACAUAUUUUUAUAAGAAAUAUUAUGAAAGAUUUACCGCACGUUUUGAAGAUCUUCCAGAAGAUCCACAGUGUCCUAAUGAAUUAAGAAAACAUAGAUUUUGUCCAUCAUGUGAACGUAAAACAAAAAGAGAUUCAAAAAAUAUACCCAAAAUAUCAGGUAAAUUACUACAAAAAUCUGAAAUUGUGACUGAGACAGAUAGAACUGAAUGGACUAUGGUUACGUGGCAAAACUAUGAAUAUAAAAAAGGAUGUGCAGUGUUUUUAAGACCAGGAACAUUUAAACUAAAAAACAGUUUGAAUAGUUCAAAUAGCAGUAUUAGCCAGAAGAUAGAGAAAGUAGAUGAAGAUAUUUAUCCUGAAUAUUACAGAAAAAGUGAUAAUAAUUUGCGAGGUUCAAAUAUUGAUACGGGUGAACCAUUCUGUGUAGGCUAUAUAGCAGCCGUGAUAGCUGCAGGCGAUGGACCCCUUAUUGUACCCCAAGAUAUUUACCUUAAAGUAAAUGUAUUGUAUAGACCUGAAAACACAAAUUCCAGAUUUCCCCAACAUGAAGAUCUUAAUGUUGUUUAUUGGAGUGAUGAAAUACGAGAAGUGUCUUUUUCUGCUGUAGUGGGACCUUGCCAUUUAAUUUAUGAACCAAAUGUACCCCAAAAUUGUACAUUACAAGAUUGGCUAGAAGCUGAUCCAAAUAGAUUCUACUUCAGAAUGGCAUACAAUAAACAAUCUGGUCAAAUUAUAGAUAUACCACAGCAUGCGAUGAGCGUUGGACGUGUUGAUAGAGGAAAAGAUAAAGGAAAAGGCAAAGGGAAAUCAAGUAAACCUAUUAAUCAAAAUAACACUAAAAUUGAAGAUAUUAAAAUAAGGCCUUUGAGAACUUUGGAUGUUUUUGCUGGCUGUGGAGGGUUAUCAGAUGGUCUACAUCAGGCUGGUAUUGCUGAGUGCAAAUGGGCUAUAGAAAAUUUAGAAGCUGCUGCACAUGCAUAUUCUCUUAAUAACAAAAACUGUAUAGUUUUCAAUGAAGAUUGCAAUGCAUUAUUAAAAGAUGCUAUAGAUGGUGUUACACAUAGUCGUGGUGGUUUGCGCCUACCCAAACAGGGUGAAGUGGAAUUGUUGUGUGGAGGGCCCCCUUGUCAAGGAUUCUCUGGUAUGAAUAGAUUUAAUUCGAGGGAAUACUCGAAUUUUAAAAAUUCCUUGGUAGCUUCUUAUUUAUCUUAUUGUGAUUAUUAUAGACCGAAGUACUUUAUUCUUGAAAAUGUACGGAACUUUGUUGCUUUUAAAAAAGGAAUGGUUUUAAAAUUAACGCUCAGAGCAUUAUUAGAUAUGGGCUAUCAGUGUACAUUUGGCAUAUUACAAGCAGGAAAUUAUGGAGUACCACAAACUAGACGUAGGCUCAUCAUUUUAGCGGCAGCACCGGGGUAUAAAUUACCUUUAUACCCAGAACCUACGCAUGUUUUUAGUCGACGCGCUUGCUCUUUAACAACUACAAUAGAUGGAAAAAGGUUUGUUACAAAUAUACAGUGGGAUGACUCGGCUCCUAGAAGGACUUGCACUAUACAUGAUGCUAUGAGUGAUUUGCCACGUAUAUGUAAUGGCGCUAACAAAAUUGAAAUAGAAUAUGGUUCUAUGCCGGAAAGUCAUUUCCAACGUUUGAUAAGAAGUAAGGAUGAAACGGCAAAAUUGCGAGAUCAUAUAUGUAAAAAUAUGGCCCCACUAAUACAAGCAAGGAUUUGUAGGAUCCCCACUACCGCAGGCUCUGACUGGAGAGAUUUACCAAACAUAUCCGUAACAUUAUCUGAUGGAACAAAAUGUAAGGUGCUCCAGUACCGGUACGAGGACAAGAAGAACGGGCGGUCCCGCAGCGGCGCCCUGCGCGGCGUGUGCGCCUGCGCGGCUGGAGGCGUCUGUUCGCCCGCCGACAAGCAGGAGCACACACUUAUUCCCUGGUGCCUGCCGCACACCGCCAACCGCCACAACAACUGGGCUGGGCUUUAUGGCCGCGUGUCGUGGGACGGGUACUUCAGCACGACGGUGACGGACCCGGAGCCGAUGGGGAAGCAGGGCCGCGUGCUGCACCCCGAGCAGCCGCGCGUCGUGUCCGUGCGGGAAUGCGCCCGCUCGCAAGGUUUCCGCGACACUUAUCUUUUCGUCGGCUCCGUGCUCGAUAAACACCGACAGGUCGGAAAUGCUGUGCCGCCACCACUCGGAGCCGCUUUAGGAAGGGAAAUAAAGAAAGCUCUAACUAGCACUUUAAUUAAAGAUCAACUACUAUAAAUCAAUUUAUUGUAACUUUAUAAGCCCGUUGAAAUAAAUUAUGUUAUUGUGGG